Molecule: messenger RNA, 687 nt
Organism: Botrytis porri
Lineage: Eukaryota; Fungi; Ascomycota; Leotiomycetes; Helotiales; Sclerotiniaceae
Exons: 2
Coding region: 1-687 (228 amino acids)
Source: RefSeq, a predicted model, not a curated record
AUGAGUAACACCCCAAAUUCGAUCUUCUCAGGACGCUGCCAGAUUGGCAUUUUCCAAUACAGAUGUCUUCACAACGGGCAGGAAAACAGCGCAAGAUGCAGAAAUCAUUUUGACAAUCAGCCUUGUAUCCCUGAGGUGGUGUACACGGAUGAAGUAAAGGAUAGAGAUUGCGCAGAAUGCGUUAUGAGAAGUUCCGGGUAUGCUUCCGAUGAAAUCUAUAUGAAUACUCCCACGAACUCUGCCACUGGCACCCCUUCAUCAGGAAGCGAUGAUAAGAGAAUAUUCAAGCGACACAGCUUGUUCGAUAAAAGCCGCAGUGGUAUUAAGCGAAGAUCCACACCAAGUGGAACGGGAGGAGAUAAGUUGGCAAGAAGCAAAGACGUCAAGUUUCAACAGGCUAGAAAUGAUGAAAUGAGAUACAGAAGAGCUAUUUCUAAGUCCCGCAGUGAAGGCGGCUCUAGAGCACCAGCAAACACUCCCACAAAUCCAUCGAUGAAGAAUUCCUCGAGGAUCGCCAAGAAGAUUCCCAAGAAGUCGAGGAUGAGUGCAAAGGCACAUUUGCAGUCGAAGAUGGAGGCUGAAAUCAUAGAUGAUGAGAUGGAUGUGGAUAUGGAGAUGGAGGGGUAUGGGGAUAAGAAUGAUGUAGCUGAUCUAUCUCACAAGUUGAGAUCUCUUUCUUGCGAUUAG